GAGCUCCAGCUGACACACUGACAGUAAACAAUCUGAGUUGGCGGUUUGUGAUCGUCCGUAGGUAGACGGCAUCUGUUACGAUGGCCAGCCCAAGAACACGACGAGUACUUGCGGAAAUUAAACCCAAAGAUGAAAACAGUCAAUGCUUUGAGUGUGGUGCCCACAAUCCCCAGUGGGCCUCAGUGUCCUAUGGCAUCUGGAUAUGCCUCGAGUGCUCAGGGAAACACCGUGGAUUGGGAGUACACUUAUCUUUUGUACGUUCAAUCACGAUGGAUAAGUGGAAGGACAAUGAACUAGAGAAAAUGAAGAUUGGUGGAAAUAAAAGAGCCAAAGAAUUCUUGAUGAGUCAGAGUGAUUACGACCACCAUGCACCAAUGCAACAGAAGUACAACACAAGAGCAGCUGCUCUCUAUAGAGAUAAGGUAACAGCAUUGUCACAGGGCAAAUCCUGGAGCAUAGAGAGUUCAUCUGCACGGAAUCACCGAUCAACAUCAAUUCCUAAGUGUACCUCAGCACCUGCCUUCAAAUCACCAGGGCAAAAUGUGUAUUCUUCCACUGGCAAUAAUUAUGAUAACUUCAGCGGUGGUGGUUAUCAAGAUUAUCAAGGAAGUUAUCAGGGUGGCUACCAAGACCCUAGCUUAAAGAGCCAGACAGAGGCAUUCUUUGCGAAAAUGCAAGAUGAAAAUGCUUCCCGACCAGAACACCUUCCACCAUCUCAAGGAGGUCGGUAUUCUGGUUUUGGCAAUUGCCCCAACCCGCCCCCAAAGAGUGCCUCUACAGAGAUUUUUGACACUGCUGUAACUUCUUUAACUUCAGGUUGGUCAAUGCUUUCUCUGGGUGCCACUAAAAUUGCAGGGAAGGCGAUGGAGUACAGCAGCAUAGCCACAGAGAAAGCUACAGAAUACAGCCACACCAUCACAGAGAAGGUCCGUGAUGGCAACCUGAUAGAGGAAAUAGCGACUCAGGCCACUACCCUUGGCUCUAAGGUGAGCGAGGUGUCCCGUCGUGGGUGGAGUGAAGCUACCCGGGCAUGGGGAAGUGGUGGAGCUGGUGGUGGAACUCUAGCCCUCACAGGCAGUUCAGGGGGACCACAUGAACGCUCUUCCUUGUUGCUUGGCCCAGGUGAUGGAUACCAGCGGCUUGACAACAACAGCAUCAGUGGUAACCAGGCUGCCUUAGAUAGUGACAGUGGCCCACAGAAUGACAUCCUCCAGGACAAAGAGGAUGAACCCCACUUGAGGAAUGAAAAUGUAUCAAGAAGUAAAGAUCGCCACUUAGAAUGUAAUGAUGGUUGGGGAGAUGACAACUGGACAAAUGACUGGGGUAGCAGCAACAACAGCAAGGCAUCCUCCCCUUUACAAACAAGAAUGGAUUCCCCUGAUCCUUCCCCAAAUGCCCGUGUCUCUAAGAAGAAUGCUAAUAACAGCAGUAAGAAGAGUAAAGGCUCUACUAAAAAGGAUGGAAAGGCAGAACAGGAGUUGCUGGUGGACCUUGGGAACAAUGGCACCAAAGGUCAUACUUGGGACAAUUGGGAUGAUGACUGGGAAAAGGUGGAUGGACAGUGAUUCAUACAUCUUUGUAAAUGAUGCAGAACAAGUAACUCAAUUAUUUAAAAUUAAUAGUGUUGACUUUAUAGUACGUGUUAGACUGAGUUUCAUUAUAGAAUUGAUUAUUUAUAUAUUUUUUGUAAUUCAUGAUAAGUUAAUAUAAUAUAACCUUUAGAAAACCUUGAAACUAGGUUGAGAUACAUCAUACAAUGAGUCAUUAACUUAUGCCAGUGAAUAAGAGAGAAACAAGAUGUAAAGAAUAAUGAGAAAAGUAUUACAUUGUAAGUGGGAAAAACAAAUGAGAAUAUAAAAUGUGCCUUGAGAUUUAAUUAGUUGAGAUACCAUCAAGAGUGUGAUUAAGAGGAAAAACUUGAGUACGUACUGUACAUUACAAGGCACCAGUUUGCACCAUUGUGAAAGUUCACUUGAGAUGCUACUAAUAAUGUGAUGAAAAUUGAAAGUUUGAAGGAGUGCUAGAGAGGCAGUGGUUUGCACCACAUUGUAUGUUGAAUUUGUAAAUAUUGUUCAGGUAUUUUCAACUGAAUUGAAAAAUUUCAGCAUGAUCAUUCCAUGAGAAAUGGUUGCAAACAUUCAAGUGUGUGUGAAAUGUGGGGGUCUUUUUGUCACCCGUAUUAAAUAAUUUUGCACAUAAUUAUUUUAUUAAGGAAGUAUUUUGCAGGAAUUAGAAAUGAUUGGUAAAAAAAAUGUGUGAAUCUGGUGCAAUUUACUUAUUAUAGUACAGGAGUUAACUAUUAUAUAUUUUGUAUGAAGAUUUAGUAUAAAGCAAGUACUGAGAAAUGUACUCUUUUGUUUUAUAGUUUACAAUAGUAAGUAACUGAACAGGGAGUAGAGUACAGACUAAACACCAGUACAGUUAUUCAGUUAGGAAGGUUCUAAAAUUAUUAUGAUAUUUAAUUUAAUGUUAUCGUAUUUUACUUACUUUCUAAUUUCCAUUCUCUAGAAUUAUAAUCUCAAUCUUCUUAACUUUUAUAUUUUUUACAUCUUCACUCCUUGUUUUUUUGGUUUGUUAUCGUGAUGUAUUUGUUCAUAGAUACAUUUUAACAUUGUCAAUAAUACAAUUAGAUUUACUUUUUUGUUAUUUUCUUAAAUAAAAACAAAGCACUUAUGUACACCAUGACCUUAUGGAAUGUGUGCUAUAAUCAAAAGCCAGCAACCCAGGUCUCAUCUAACAUGACAGUAUGAUUGCUCAUUGUAGCCUCCAGUGAUAUAAACAGAUGGUAUCAUCCUGUCUCCCCUGGUCCUGAACCACGGCUCUGUGCAAAAUGUUGUUCCGUUAUGUAACUGAAUGUAAUGGUUACUACAGUAUAGGUAAUCAAUAUUCCUGAUGAUAUGAGUGAAUGGUUGGGAAGUGUACCAGUGCACGAGUUCCUAGUCCUGAUGACCUAUGCUAUAUGAAAAGGUAGAGAAUCAUAGCUGAUGUGUAUGGGUAUAAAAGUUUCUGACAUGGCAAAGAUUCAACUGUAUUGUGCAGAUUUUUUUUUUUUUUUUAGAUUACUCAGUAAAAAAUCAAGGCAGUUACAUGCUGUGACAAGUGUCUGCUUCCCACUAAAGAAAAAACACCUCUACCCCAGAUGUUAUUUAAUACAGAUAGAGUAUACAUUGUAUUUACAGUGUGUAUACUCAUGAAGUUUAUUUUGUAUCUUAAAUUGUCUUAACUUUUUAUGUAAUAUAUAAUGGGUCUUAGACAGUAGAUAUUAUUUGAAAUCUUUAUGGAACUACAUAUAUAAACUUUAAAGUUACCUGAUACUUAUUGCAUACUGGUUUCAUAUUCACAUAGUAUGCAAAAGAAUCACAAAAAUUUGGUUCCAGAUUCUUGAAGGUCUAUACAGUAAAUAUUCCCUGUAACUGGUGAUCUGAUAAUACAUGUAGACAAUUGAUAUAAGCUAAACCAUAAACAUACUGUUCAAAAAUAGCAUCAAAAUUAUCCUGAGACUCAACUAGACACAAUCAUUUAGCACUAGUUAGGACCAAAAAAUUAGGGUAGAGAACCUUUUCCAACAGAUUCUCCUCCUUAAUUUUGUUAAUGUAUCAAGUUUUUAGAGUCUCAGUGUAAUAUUGGCACUAUUUAUGUGCUAUAGCUUCUGUCAACUAAUUAGCUCCUCUUUUUACAUACUAGUUAUGGGAAAUAUAUACUUACAGUAUAUAGACCUUUGAGACACUGGACCCUGUACUUACACAUAGCCCUAAUAUACUGUUUUUCAGUAUCUUUUACAAGGAUUGCAAGUAUUAAAUCAACUCAUUUGUAUAAAUCGAUAUGCACAAAGUUCACUGAACCUGAGACAUAAGUAGGAAAGUUUAGGCUUAAAUCAGAGUAAAGUAUCAAUAAUGUAUCCAUAACUUACUGGUAAAUAAAAUAAUUUUUAUAGGAUA
This is a messenger RNA of Homarus americanus (American lobster), 3938 nucleotides long. Its product is annotated as ADP-ribosylation factor GTPase-activating protein 1-like. The coding region runs from base 81 to 1565 and encodes 494 amino acids. The transcript has 12 exons. Gene Ontology annotation, biological process: regulation of ARF protein signal transduction; regulation of endocytosis. Gene Ontology annotation, molecular function: GTPase activator activity. Gene Ontology annotation, cellular component: Golgi membrane. The record is from RefSeq and is a predicted model, not a curated record. NCBI's taxonomy places the organism in Eukaryota, Metazoa, Arthropoda, Malacostraca, Decapoda, Nephropidae.